Messenger RNA from Anisakis simplex (herring worm), 1227 nucleotides. NCBI's taxonomy places the organism in Eukaryota, Metazoa, Nematoda, Chromadorea, Rhabditida, Anisakidae. The record is from the annotation of a GenBank genome assembly.
AUGGGAUCAAUAAGAGGAUCGUAUGUUGAUGUGUUAAUUGAUGGCGAAUGGCAUCGUUUAUGCGCAAGUCUCGAUGAGACAGCACUAACAUUAAGUGUUAAUAAUAAUUCAGAUAUUAUUGAUAGUCAAAUUAAUUCUGAGAUACGUAUUGUACGUAUUGUUAAACAUGAUGGUAACGGACUUGGUAUAUCGAUCAAAGGGGGACGUGACAAUAAUAUGCCUAUACUUAUUAGGUUACUUCUAUUCUUCAUUUUAAUUCCAUUCUGUCGUGUUUCAUUCGGCUAUAAUACAAUCGGUUUCAGUAAGAUUUUCAAAGGAAUGGCAGCUGAUUUAACAGGUCAGUUGUUUGUUGGAGAUGCGAUAGUAGCGGUGAAUGGUGAAUCUUUGUGUGAUGCAUCCCAUGAUGAGGCUGUUAGAGCACUGAAGAAAGCGGGUCGAGUUGUUGACUUACAUGUGCAAUUCAUGCGUGAUAUGUGUGGGCGCCGAGAUAAUAUUGUUGAACGGAUCGAAUGGGAUGAAGAGUGUCAUGAUAGAAUGCGAACGAUUGGUUUGAAGUUAGCGUAUAUCACAAGAACGAGUUUACAGCAUGAGGAUGUCGAAAAUAGAAUGUUUGAAAUGCGAUCACCAUCCGGUCGAUAUGUUAUCACAUUCAGAUGUAAUAAUUCGGUGGAGGCGGACGCAUGGUUCGAGAGUAUUCACGCAUGUGCGAGUGCAUUAUUAACACAAGCGUUAGCACAGGUCAAUCUUAUGCUAGGUCAAAACCCUCAAGUGCGACGAAUGGGCUGGGUUUCUGAACAGGUGAUUAAUGAAAGUGGUUUGAUAGGUUGGAAACCCUUAUUUGCGGCGUUAACCUUGAACGAUUUGUUAUUCUACGAUUCGGUACCGUUGUUAAAAUCUGAAUGGGCAUGUCCUGGUGUUACACGACCUCUUAUUGCAACUCGUGUCGUUCAAACUACAUCCAGGACAGCGCCGGUGAUAACGGGUCUGUCGGAUGUGAUCUCAUUCACGACACGAACUGGCACACAACAAGGUGUACGCUCACACGUAUUUCGUCUCGAAACACAUCGUGAAUUGGCUUCAUGGGUUAAAAGCAUCGUUAAAUGCACAUACGAAGCGUGUGCAGAUACUGCUCAAGUAUCUUGCCCAAAUCGAAUGUUGUCUAACCAGUUGAAUUCAGCGUGUUCGUGGCAUGAUGAGCAAUGUGAACUGGUGCUCCAACUUGACAAA